Ustilaginoidea virens is the source of this 1491-nucleotide messenger RNA. RefSeq lists its product as uncharacterized. Gene Ontology annotation, cellular component: plasma membrane. The transcript has 5 exons. Lineage: Eukaryota; Fungi; Ascomycota; Sordariomycetes; Hypocreales; Clavicipitaceae. Gene Ontology annotation, molecular function: allantoate transmembrane transporter activity; dipeptide transmembrane transporter activity. Bases 1 to 1491 code for a protein of 496 amino acids. The record is from RefSeq and is a predicted model, not a curated record. Gene Ontology annotation, biological process: dipeptide transport; tripeptide transport; transmembrane transport.
AUGGCGACGUGCGAAAAGGUAGAUGUUGACCGCGACCAAGGCGUUUCGCAAGCUCACGAUGGCGAGUUGUACGAUUCUGCAGGCGAGACCCUGGGUCCGGACGAGGACAAGAGGUUGCUGCGCAUUCUGGACACGCGGCUCCUCCCGAUCAUGGCCGUCACAUACAUGUUCCAGUUCCUCGACAAGAUGACGCUGAAUGCCGUGUCCAUCCUGGGCAUCAGAGAAGACCUGCGCCUCUCGGGCUCCCAGUACUCGUGGUCCAGCGCAAUCUAUUACACGGGACUUCUUGCUGCCUCGUACCCUGUGGGAGUGUUUAUGGUUCGAUGGAAGGUAGCCAAGGUCCUCGCUGUUUCCACCCUGACCUGGGGCGCCGUCCUCAUGCUAACGGCAACGUGCUUCAACGCAGACAGCCUGCUGGCGGACCGGUUCUUCCUGGGCGCAGCGGAAGCCGCGCUCGGCCCCAGCCUCGUCGUCAUCGUCUCGAUGUGGUAUAAGCGGUCGGAGCAGCCUCUCCGCCACGCGGCCUGGUUCCUGGGCAACACCUGCGCCGGGAUAUUCGGCAGCUUGGUCGCCUACGCCAUCGGCCACAUACAAUCCAUCCGGCCGUGGAAGGCCGUCUUCCUCUUCUUCGGCGGCUUCACCAUCGCCUGGUCCGCCGUCGUCUGGCUCCUGCUGCCCGACACGCCCAUGAAGGCCAGGUUCCUCAGCCAGCAAGAUCGCCGCAAGGCCCUCCUGCGGGUCAAGGAGAACAUGACGGGCAUCAAGAACGACGAGAUCAAGUGGCGCCAGGUCCGGGAGGCCGCGUCGGAAGUCAAGACGUGGCUGAUGGUAGCCCUGCAGCUGGCCAUCAGCAUCCCCAACGGCGCCGCCACCACCUUCCUCAACAUUGUCGUCAAGGGGUUCGGCUUCAGCACCUUCCAGACCCUGCUGCUCUGCUCGGUGCCGUACCUGCUGCAGCUGGGGCUGAUCGCCGUGGGCGUGACGGGGAGCCACUACUGGCGCAACUCGCGAACGUACUUUAUGGCCUUUGACUUUGCGCUGGCCAUGACGGGGGCCGGCAUGGUGCGCUACGUGCCGGCGGAGCAGCGUUGGACGCGCUUCCUCGGGACCGUCCUGGUGGGCUCGUACGCUGCGGCGGUGCCGCUGCUGCUGUCGCUGAUGUCGGGCAACUACGGCGGCUUUACCAAAAAGGUUACUGUCACUGCGAUGGGCUCCAUAUCCUUCUGCGUCGGGAGCAUCAUCGGGCCGCAGCUCUUCUUCGCGUGGGAGACGCCCACGUACCACUCGGGGUUCCUGGGCCUGAUGGGCUGUCUCGCCGUUGGGUUCAUGGCGAGCUGGGCCAUGCGGGCGCGCCUGAUGUGGGAGAACCGGCGCCGGGCUGAGCGGGUGAGCGUCAACGAGGUGGCUGCCUUCAAGGCCCGGCACGGGAGCAUGGUGAAUCUGAUGGACCUGACGGACAAGGAGAUUCCGCAGUUUGAGUACGUGUAUUAG